AUGCCGCCUUUGUCACAAGGAGUAGACGACGACGAAUAUGUUCUAUGUCUCCUCAAGGCUGUUUUCAAUCUCAAAUACGAGAUGACAAUGGUGUAUGUUUGGGAUUCUUUCCGCCUUCCGGAAGGCUUUCGAAGAAUUGGGUACGACGCAGACACGAUGCGGUAUACAUUUACGGACAAACAUGAGAAGUUGUAUCGGAGUGCGCCUGGCGAGGAAUACGGUAUGCUGAUGCCGGUUGGAUUUUCUGCUUCGGCGGAUAGGCCUGGAGCUUUUUCAGACAGAGAACCUCCCAAAGUCGACUCAUCUAGGCCCACUCCGAGUCAGAAGUUAACAUUCAGUGACUUCCUCCCUCCAUCCGCUAUGACAUCCCUGGACCAGAACCUGCCAGCACCCCCACCAAAGGCACACUUCAACGGUGCGAUGCGAACUGCUCUUUCAAAAAUGCAGGGUGUCAUACAGAACCUCCGUCGUUCCCUCACUUCCGCAGACCAUGCUUCCCCUCCUGGUGGCAAGACUUCGACCUCGAAUACGGCCAGCCAUGUUGCCAAAUUGAAGGGUUCUAAAUGCAAGGCUUAG
Molecule: messenger RNA, 576 nt
Organism: Desarmillaria tabescens
Lineage: Eukaryota; Fungi; Basidiomycota; Agaricomycetes; Agaricales; Physalacriaceae
Exons: 3
Coding region: 1-576 (191 amino acids)
Source: RefSeq, a predicted model, not a curated record